AUUACUUAACCCGAGGUACCACUAUAUUGUGGUUGUAAUAUUGGUGGCUGUUUAAUAGUUGCAUGACACCUAAUUGUGGAAUAGCACCAUACAGAAAAAUGGAACACUGGUUUAUAUCCCUGGGUAGCUUUGAAAAUAAAAGUAUGUGAGUUUUGUUGCUGUGGACAUUUUAAGGCAGUGUUUUUAAAGUUUGUACUUUCAUAAAACCUUUUCCAAAUCUAUGUGCCUUUGGGUAUCUGCCCAGAACCCCUGUGUAUUGGGAAGGGUGUUUCACCCCGGAACACAUUCAUUUGGUGGUAACUGGUCAGACUUCUUUGGCCUUGCCAUCAUCCUGAGUGAAGUGGAAAUCACCCCAACCUUCUUUACAGCUGCACAUUUCAGGGCAAGAUUGGUAAUGAUGCAUAAACCAACUUUGUAAAGAAUCUUAAUGUCCUAGAAAGCCCUGAUAAGCGUCCAGGAAGCUCCAGGAUUUCAUAGAACACAGCUUGAAAACCACAGUGCUGAAGUGAUGUGGAAGGUUUGUCAAGUGGUGCGUAAGCUGAUGGCGCUGCUUGGACCAGAUAAUGAGAGCUGAGCUGGGGAGAAGUGCUGUGCUGAUCUUCUUGCGUGACACUGUACAAUGAGUUGUAGCUGCUGUGAUCGAUGCCAGCAGAAGCACAGUCCUUUGCACGGCUUUGGCACUCUCUCGGGCAAGAGAGACUUGACUGUCUGAAUUAGGUGCUUAAGUGGAGUCAACAGAGAAUGGAAACACUCCCUUGGCAAUGUCUCUGGGAAGACUCCUCCGACGUGCCUCUUCGAAAGCAUCUGACCUCCUGACCUUAAAUGCCAGCAGCAGCAGCAGUGGUGGCGGCUCGUCUUCCGUCUUGGAUGGGGGGAUUAUCUACUCCAAGAACAAUGUCUGUGUCCACCCACCUGAGAUGCUGCAAGGCAUCGUGGAGCAUCACCCAGGCUAUUUGUGCCUGUACAUGGAGAAAGAUGAGCUGCUUGGAACCACGCUUAUCUUGGCCUGGGUCCCAAAUUCCCGAAUUCAGAGGCAGGACGAGGAGGCCCUCCGCUACAUUACACCAGAGAGCUCCCCGGUCCGCAAGGCCCCCCGCAAGCGUAACCGCCAUACUCAGGGUUUUGGCGCCACUAUGCAGGCUUCCCCCUCCGAGCAGAAGCGAGCUGUGACCCCAAAGGAUGAAGAAGACGUUCUGACCGUGUCGCAGCUGGUUAGGGAUGUGGCUCACGUCAGCUGCCCUUCGGAGGAAGGGGAGAAGCUGUCCCAGGGUUGCUUGGCAACGGACAGCAUCCACAGCUCGGCUCAGCCUGCCCACAGUGACUCAGGUAUCUUAUCGACAAUCAGUUCUCUGGAGGAGCACAACCGGUUGGAGGAGUCAGUGGAAGAAGGGCUGGAGAGCCACCUGGAGACUGGAGAGGACGACGAGGGCUCUUUGGAGUUGUCUGCCGAUGAUGUCAGCAGAGACAGCACAUUUGACUCGGACUCUGAUGCCUUCUCUUCUCCAUUCUGCCUCUCACCCAUCAGUGAAGCCCUGGUGGAGAAUGUUGGCUCCAUGUUCCUGGUUAAUGAAAACAGUGCUCUUGUGCAGGAGUGGCUUGCCAUGUCUUCCUGUUCCUGCGCUUCAAAAUCUAGAUCUUAUACAACUUACCAUUCUGUGACAAACUGCAAGGCUGAUUUUCUAGGCGAACCGUGCGAAAGCCACAUGACUCGCUCAGCCAGCUCCAACUCAAGCCUUGAUCCCAACUCCCAGUUCCAAGAGAAUAACGUUCAAGUACAGACCUCCCGGUGGGAUGAGCAGCAGAAGGUGUUUGCCUUGGAACAGAUCUGUGGUGUCUUCAGAGUCGACCUGGGACAGAUGCGGUCUCUUCGCCUGUUUUUCAGUGAUGAGGCAUGCACCAGUGGGCAGCUGGUUGUUGCCAGCAGGGAAAGUCAGUACAAGAUUUUCCACUUUCACCACGGUGGCCUGGAUAAACUUUCCGAAGUGUUUCAGCAAUGGAAAUACUGCACAGAGACCCAUCUCAAAGACCAGCAGCUCACUGAUGUGAAGACCUGCAUGCAGUUCUCCAUCCGAAGGCCCAAGCUGCCCUCCUCGGAGACCCAUCCGGAGGAGAACGCUUACAAGCGCCUGGAUGUCUCUGCGUGGCUCCAUCAUCUAAAUGAGGCUGGGCAGGUGGAAGAAGAGUACAAGCUGAGGAAGGCUAUUUUCUUUGGUGGGAUCGAUGUCUCCAUCCGUGGUGAGGUCUGGCCUUUCUUGUUGCGCUACUACAGCUAUGAAUCCACUUCAGAGGAGAGGGAGGCGCUCCGAGUGCAGAAGAGAGAGGAAUACUUUGAGAUCCAGCAGAAAAGGCUCUCCCUGACACCGGAGGAGCAGAAGGCAUUCUGGCGGAAUGUGCAGUUCACAGUCGACAAAGAUGUGGUGAGGACGGACCGCAGCAACCAGUUUUUCCGAGGAGAGAACAACCCCAAUGUGGAAACAAUGAGGCGGAUCUUGCUGAACUAUGCAGUGUACAACCCUGCCAUUGGCUACUCCCAGGGGAUGUCUGACCUUGUUGCCCCACUUCUCGCGGAGGUCCUGGAUGAAUCGGAUACAUUCUGGUGCUUUGUGGGUUUGAUGCAGAACACGAUCUUCAUCAGUUCCCCUCGUGAUGAGGAUAUGGAGAAACAACUGAUGUACCUGCGAGAGCUGCUGCGGCUGAUGCACAUGCGCUUCUACCACCACCUGGUCUCCCUUGGGGAGGAUGGCCUUCAGAUGCUCUUCUGCCACCGCUGGAUCCUCCUCUGCUUUAAGCGUGAGUUUCCCGAUGCUGAGGCUCUGCGUAUAUGGGAAGCCUGCUGGGCUCACUACCAGACAGACUAUUUCCACCUCUUCAUCUGUGUGGCUAUUGUGGUGAUCUAUGGAGACGAUGUCAUCGAACAGCAAUUGGCCACUGACCAGAUGCUUCUCCACUUUGGGAAUCUGGCCAUGCACAUGAAUGGGGAGCUCAUACUCAGGAAGGCUAGAAGUUUGCUUUAUCAGUUCCGCCUGCUGCCUCGGAUCCCUUGCGGUCUGCAUGACCUGUGCAAACUCUGCGGGACAGGAAUGUGGGACAGUGGCUACAUCCCCGCUGUGGAGUGUACGGGGAACCACCCGGACUCGGAUAGCUGCCCUUAUGGAGGCAUGGUGGAUGAACCUUCUCCCAAGCCAGGGAACGAAAGCAGGAGGGGACUGAAAACACGGGAGGUCUUCGCUUUCCGGAAAUGACAUCUUCCUGGGGCUUGGGUGCCCAAAGACUGGAAGAGAAAUGGAAGCGAAACAACUUGGCGCAGUUGAGACGCACUCUCAGCAGACAUCAACAGGAGACAAGAGGAGGCAGAUGUUUCUCCUCAAUGUCCCAAAGGAGAUGGAUGAGUGGAUGGGAGAAGGAAGGAGAUGGCACCGAGUGGAAGAGUCUCCCUUGUGGUCAAAGCAAGAUCUUGAUGUGUGUCCUAUAUACCUGGAAGGGCGUUGCUCUGACUGUCCCGACUUUUGUUGUUGUUGUUGUUGCUUUACGGUUGGGAACAUUUUGAAGGGAGUGCACAAGGCUGAGCCUGGUGAAUCAAGAGUUCCAAGGGGCAAAAGGAUCCCCCCUCCUAACACACACACACACACACACACACACACACACACUGCUGCCAUAGGGGAAUGUAGAUGGCUUAAGACAAUGAGUCCACAACCAGCAACGCAGUAGAUGGAGGGGCAAUGCUACUCCAGCCCCUCCAUCCCAAACACACCCAUGCACCUGUGCACGCCCGUGUUGCUUUAACCAAAACACCAUGGCUCUCUGGCUUCAGCAUAAAGCCACGGUGAUCACUUGGAAUAUAGUCUGCCAAAAAACGAAAACAAUAAAAUUGCAAGCUUUUGGGCUUCCCCAGGGAAAUAAUCACAGUAUGUGUGUAUGUAUCCAAAGCUUGAUCACCAUAUUUUACAAAGCGCUUUAUUUUUAUUCUUUUCAUAUAUACACGACUUGUUUGCUGUAGGUCAAAAAUCAAAUUUUUGCAGUUACGGAAGUUGCAAUCCUCAAGUUCACUGUGAGUAUAAUAAAUUAUGCAAAAUCACA
This is a messenger RNA of Podarcis muralis (Common wall lizard), 4077 nucleotides long. The record is from RefSeq and is a predicted model, not a curated record. NCBI's taxonomy places the organism in Eukaryota, Metazoa, Chordata, Lepidosauria, Squamata, Lacertidae.